This is a messenger RNA of Manduca sexta (tobacco hornworm), 762 nucleotides long. RefSeq lists its product as uncharacterized. The transcript is spliced from 2 exons. The coding region runs from base 143 to 715 and encodes 190 amino acids. NCBI's taxonomy places the organism in Eukaryota, Metazoa, Arthropoda, Insecta, Lepidoptera, Sphingidae. The record is from RefSeq and is a predicted model, not a curated record.
UAUGGACAAUGACAGAAAUCAAGCAAUUCCUCGAAAACCCAAACGCCACAACAAACUGUUCGAAGGAAAAUAUCAUAAAUACGAGAUUGAAAUGACCUAAUUUCAGGAAAAUGUAAUAAAAACAGCUGCUAACCCAACCAUCAUGCCUCGCCGAAGUUCUCUAAAAACUUUGUUAAUUGAAAGCAUGUUAUUUGUGAGCUUGUUCGCUUUAGUAGCACAUCUCAGUAUACAUUUCUGGGAAAGGUAUGUUAUACAAACGGAACUUUCUCACAUGAAGUACAGCUUACAUUCUAUGAAAGAAACUAUCAACAACAUCGGGAAUGCAUACGACGUACUUCAUAAAGAUCUUAAAGGGCUUAUAAGUGCUGCAGAAAACGCCAUUUCAAUGGAUACAUCUAGAAAACCCGAACAGGGAUACAAAGAUAAAUACACAUUAGAUCGACGAACACUUCAUAAUAUGAGGGUACAAGCAAUGGUAAAAGCUAAAAAUGAAAGAGUAGGUAAAUCACACACAAAAUUCAAAGAAUUGACAUACAAGAACGCUAAGCCGAUUGCCAUAAAUGCUACUACUAUAACGAAAUAUCCUCCAAAAUCAACGGGGAUUGGUUCUAAUUUGACCGCUGAAUGUUGUGAGGAUUCCUGUGGGCGGAACGUGCAUAAAUGUUACGAAGUUUACAAUUAUUGUAGAGAUCCUCGUGCUAUUCUUCAACAUUAAUUCUUAAAUAAUUGUCCUAAGAUUCCGAAUACAUCUUUAAAACUGUA